CACUACUAGGCUGUGGUAUUAUUGUCAUCACUAACACCAAUAAAAACAUACGCGGUGGCGGCGCAAAUUUUUAGUUUCUCCUUGGAAAAUUGGAAAAACUACUGCAAUAGAAGGCAGUUGAGCUACAAAAAACAUAUGAGGUGAUAUAGGCUCUAAAGAAAUUUAAUUAAGGCCAAGGGUUGCUGUGCCCCGCAUCAUUUGGAAAAACUGAUCGGUUCACGAUGUCGUCGACGUCGGCGGCUGCUACCAAUACAGCUCCUGCAAAACCAGAGGUUCGCUACCUGACCGAGGUCCCCAGCAGCCUGAAGCAACUGGCGCGCCUCGUGGUGAGAGGUUUCUACUCCCAGGAGGAUGCCCUCAUUAUUGAUAUGCUGGUGCGGAAUCCCUGUAUGAAGGAAGACGACAUUGGAGAGCUGCUGCGUUUCGAAAAGAAGCAGCUCCGAGCAAGGAUCACUACUCUGCGGACCGACAAGUUCAUCCAGAUUCGUUUGAAAAUGGAGACAGGGCCAGAUGGUAAGGCUCAGAAGGUUAACUACUACUUUAUCAACUACAAGACCUUUGUGAACGUGGUGAAGUACAAGCUGGAUCUGAUGCGAAAGCGCAUGGAGACGGAGGAGCGAGACGCCACCAGUCGCGCCAGCUUUAAGUGUUCCAUGUGCUCCAAGACGUUUACAGACCUCGAAGCAGAUCAGCUCUUCGACAUGGCCACGCAGGAGUUUCGAUGCACAUACUGCGGUAGCUCCGUGGAGGAGGACAGUGCUGCCAUGCCCAAGAAAGACUCGCGACUUUUGCUGGCCCAUUUUAACGAGCAGCUGCAGCCCCUUUACGACCUACUCCGUGAAGUGGAGGGCAUCAAGUUGGCGCCUGAAGUGCUUGAGCCGGAGCCCGUGGACAUCGAUACGAUUAGAGGGCUGACCAAGCCCAAUUCCAUGCGGCCGGAUAGCAUGCAGUGGUCGGGAGAGGCAACACGAAACCAAGGCUUUGCCGUGGAGGAAACUCGCGUGGAUGUCACCAUCGGUGGCGACGAUGCGGCGGACAAUGUGGUAGAACGCAAAUCUCGUCCGAUCUGGAUGACGGAGAGCACUGUGAUAACCGACACGGAUGCCACCGAUGGCGGAACUCAGGACACGGCGCAAUCCAGCGGAUCCGGACAUAGGAACCGAAAAGAGAAUGAGGACAUCAUGUCAGUGCUGCUGCAGCACGAAAAGCAACCAGGCCAGAAGGAGUCACACAUGAAGGGCAUGCGUGUGGGCUCUUCGAACGCAAACUCUAGCGAUUCCAGUGAUGAUGAAAAGGAUAUCGACAACGCCAAGAUUCCUGACGUCGAUUUUGAUAAUUACAUUAAUUCGGAAUCCGGGGAGGACGACGACGAUGUGCCCACUGUGCUGGUGGCUGGACGACCACAUCCCCUCGACCAGCUAGACGACAACCUGAUAGCUCAGAUGACUCCCCAGGAAAAAGAGAACUAUAUACAUGUCUACCAGCAGCAUUACAGCCACAUAUACGAUUGAGGGCAUUCUGUUGGAUUCGUUUUGCUGUCGUUUCUCCCCCUCAUCUAACAAUUAGAUUCAUUUUAAUUGUAAGUUAUCCCAUAGGUUCAGAAAUUUUGUACAAAAUAAUUUCAUAUAAAAGUGAGCAUAUACUAAAGCGUGAAUAUCUAAA
Molecule: messenger RNA, 1662 nt
Organism: Drosophila ananassae
Lineage: Eukaryota; Metazoa; Arthropoda; Insecta; Diptera; Drosophilidae
Gene: TfIIEalpha
Product: general transcription factor IIE subunit 1
Exons: 3
Coding region: 222-1511 (429 amino acids)
Biological process (GO): transcription initiation at RNA polymerase II promoter; transcription open complex formation at RNA polymerase II promoter
Cellular component (GO): transcription factor TFIIE complex
Source: RefSeq, a predicted model, not a curated record